Molecule: messenger RNA, 1134 nt
Organism: Geodia barretti
Lineage: Eukaryota; Metazoa; Porifera; Demospongiae; Tetractinellida; Geodiidae
Source: the annotation of a GenBank genome assembly
AUGGCCCAAACGAAGAACUACCGGAUCGAGACCCGGAGCGUGCACGCCGGCUCCUCCGAGAACCUGGCGGGGGCGGUGGCGCCGCCGAUCCACCUCUCGACCACUUUCCGGCGGGAUCCCGAGGGGAACCUCGCUUCGGACUUCAUCUACGGACGCAGCGGCAAUCCGGAUCGGACGGCGCUCGAGCGGGCGAUCGCCGACCUGGAGGGAGGCGCGGAGUGCGUGAGCUUUGCCUCGGGACUCGCCGCCGUUCAUUCGCUUCUCCUGACCCUCUCGCCCGGAGAUCUCGUCCUGGCGCCGCUGGACGCCUAUCACGGGACCGUGCGCCUCGCGAAGGAGUCUCUCGCUCGCUGGGGGCUCCGGACCCGCUUCACGGAUUUCCUGGACCCGGAGGACGUAACCGCCGGCCUUGACGAACGGCCCGCGCUCGUCAUUCUGGAGACCCCCUCGAACCCCACCCUGCGAAUCACCGACAUCGCGGCCGUCGCCGCCCGCUGCCGCGCCGCGGGAGCGCUGAUCGCCGUGGACAACACCUGGAUGACACCGGUUCUUCAGCGGCCACUCGCUCUCGGCGCGGACAUCGUGAUCCACGCCACCACGAAGUACUUCGGCGGGCACAGCGACGUAACCGGCGGAGCGGUCGUGCUGCGGGAGGGUCUCGAACUCGCCUCCCGGCUGCGUUUCGUGCAAACCGAGACCGGCCCGGUGCCAUCGCCGUUCGACGCCUGGCUGCUCCGCCGAGGGAUGAGAACCCUGCCCGUCCGGAUCCGGGCCCAGUCGGCGACCGCGGGAAAGCUCGCGGAGUUCCUGAGCGGCCAUCCCCGCGUCGUCCAAACCUUCUAUCCGGGGCUCGCUUCAGAUCCCGGACACGAAGUCCAGACCCGCCAGGGGGACGGUUACGGCGCCAUGCUCUCCUUCCGGGCCCUCGGAGGAGAGGAUCACGCGAAGGGCGUGCUUUCGCGCGUCAAGCUCUUCACGCGGGCAACAAGCCUCGGCGGCGUCGAAAGCCUGGUAGAGCACCGCGCGCUCGUCGAGGGACCGGACACCAAGACCCCCCGCGAUCUCAUUCGGGUGUCCGUCGGAUUAGAGCAUCCAGAUGACCUGAUCGCCGAUCUGGACCAGGCGCUGGGGUAG